AUGGCCAUGGCUGAGCGGCCACGGCCCGGGUGGGCCUCGUAUCACAACCCCAACACCAACAACUGCCAGGACCUGGGCAACUCUAUCCUGUUAUUGCUGGGCCUCAUCAUCUGCAUUAACAUCAGCAUCAACAUGGUGACUCUGCUCUGGAGCCGACUCCGUGGCAUCUUACACCGAGUAUUCCAUCAUAUUGUUUGUGAAAAAGAAGCUCCUAAGCCAUCCUCACCUGGGAAGCAGACCCAGCCCUCAAAGAAAAAGAGCUCCCCUGCAGUCCAUCUUCGAUGUACCAUGGACCCUGUGAAAAUGACCGUGACUCCCCCAUCCACUCGCCGCCAUCGCCAUCAAGGCUCCCUGCCACACCGAGCCCACCACCCAGUAGCUUGGGCCCCUAACUCUGAUGACGAGAUGACCCGACAUCCACACCCAGAGAUCUGCUCCCACCACUGGAAUGGCCCCGAGGACUGGGAAGCCAUCCAACCCACCCAGGAGAUCUGGGCCUCCUGGAUGCGGGACGCUCUGGAGCCACCUCCCCAGACCAUCCGCUUCCAAUCGACCGGAGAGGGAAGACCCCUCAAAACAGAGUUCCAGUCAGAACAGGGCCUAGAGGCCUACGUGUACCCUGUGAACCCCCCACCUCCCAGCCCUGAGACCCUGAGUCACAACAGUGGGGCGGGGGCGGCUCAGUGCCAGCCUGCCCCACCACCCGUCCUGGGCCCCGCAGUCAUCCCCGAAAUCCCCCGACGUCGCUCCUCAGGCCGAAUAAUGUAUGAUGCCCGGGACGUGAGGCGGAGGCUUCGAGAACUGACCCGGGAGGUGGAGGCGCUGUCCCACUGUUACCCCCUGGCCUCCGCAUCCAGCACUGCUGAGGGGACAGGCAAGGACUGGGUGUACCGUCCCCUGACUGGGAGGUGA
Messenger RNA from Cynocephalus volans (Philippine flying lemur), 912 nucleotides. RefSeq names its product spermatid maturation 1 (gene SPEM1). Gene Ontology annotation, cellular component: cytoplasm. Lineage: Eukaryota; Metazoa; Chordata; Mammalia; Dermoptera; Cynocephalidae. The coding region runs from base 1 to 912 and encodes 303 amino acids. The transcript is spliced from 3 exons. The record is from RefSeq and is a predicted model, not a curated record. Gene Ontology annotation, biological process: sperm individualization; flagellated sperm motility.